This is a messenger RNA of Mesoplodon densirostris (Blainville's beaked whale), 2364 nucleotides long. RefSeq names its product pleckstrin homology and RhoGEF domain containing G7 (gene PLEKHG7). The record is from RefSeq and is a predicted model, not a curated record. Gene Ontology annotation, molecular function: guanyl-nucleotide exchange factor activity. Lineage: Eukaryota; Metazoa; Chordata; Mammalia; Artiodactyla; Ziphiidae. Gene Ontology annotation, biological process: Rho protein signal transduction.
AUGUUAACCGGGCAUUCCCUAUCUGCUCUGGUGAAUUAUAAGUUUUUAUGUGGAAGUUCAGACACCUUUUUUCUCACCUCCGUCUCCUUGUUUGCAACAGAUUCCGAACUCUGUUCUUCCUCAUUAAAGAUGCAGCCACCUGCUUGCAGUUAUCCUCUGGAAAAGGACGAAGACACACCUGAGGAAGAGAGGCACCCGAAGGCGCAACCUCAGUGCGCAACCGGGCCUCUUGGUGGUGUGGAGAAGACGGAGCCAUCCUUCCCGGAGGUGCAGCGCCCAGACUGCGGGUCCUCUCCUCGACCCCCGCUGGAAAGCCUGUCCAAGAAGCACUGUCAGAACCAGGGGAAACUUCUCCACUUUGACCGGCAAGCCCCGGGCCGCGUAUCCACCUCGCCCACACUGAGGCGGUUAAGGGGCCGCAGCUGCGAGAGCGUGCGUGGGCGUGCGCACGGCACUGCGCAUGCGCCGCCUCAGCCCGCGGCGUUUGAGGUGCCCACCUGGGGCAGCUGCAAGGAGACUUCCGGCUCCCCGCAUCGUCUCUCCAGCGGGCUGUUUGGAAGCCCAGAGGAGUCUUCGCACUCCCUGUGGCCCGUGAGACUCCACUGAAGAUUGCCUCCGGACCCCAAAAGGGCACUCAACGCAGCCGACUCGUUUGAGCUCCACAUGGCGCCCAGUGAUGAGCUUGCCCUUCCCGUGCCUCAGCCCCUCAACGAGGGGUCGCUUCCUCAGGCCUGCCUUCCACGGAGUGAAGGCCAGCCAGCACCCAGCCGCGCCCCACAGCUCCCCAGGCCUCAGAGAGAAGAAUUGCAUCAGUCCAGAUUCUACGAGCACAGGAGGAGUUCUGUGGUGCUCAACUUAUCUGGACUUGAGGUGUUCCCCGGGGACCUUCUGGUGUCAGAUGGAGCUGCCAAUUACCUGUGCCACCCACUUCUGCUGCUGAAUUCAGGAUCCAAAAAGCCAAGAUGGCCUUUCUCCAGGAGAGGAGUGGGCAAAGACAAACACAAGCACAUGUCUGAUCUGAAAGGCUGCCUCUCCUCUUUGAAGAUUACAGAUUUCAGGGCCUAUGAGUUCCAGACUGAAGGUGUACAGGAUAAGACCUAGAAUGAAGUCGUGGAAACACAUCAAAAACUUCCUACUAAUCAACUAGACUUGAGAAAGCAGCAAGAGGCUGUGUGGGAACUCUUCACGAGUGAAUGCACUUAUUUCUUGGACCAUUUAUUAGUUCUUAAGAUGGUUUUUUUUUUUACAUUAAAAUACCUACAGACUCAUGAAUAUCUCCGAGUGGAUUUAUGGAGACUUCUUGCAAACCUGGAGGAGUUAAGUCAGACAAGCUUUGGUUUUGUGAACAGUCUUUUCCACAUCUUCAAGGACUAUGUCGACACUUCUGAGACUUUACCAUCGUUGGAUUUCAUUUCUGUGCUCACAAAGUAUUUCCAAGGAAGCCUGUGUCAGAGCCACCAGACCUACUGCCUGAAUUACUCAGCUGCUGUCUUUUAUCUUGAGAGUCUGAGGCAGAGAGAGGACUUCGGAAUUUAUUUAAAAUGGUGUGAGCAAAAUGAACAGUGCAGACGCCUUCACCUGCCUGAGCUGCUACUGGCCCCACUACACAGGCUGACUCGAUACCUGUUGCUGAAGAACAUCUGGAAAAGGAGUACAGACUCUAUGGAGAAAAUCAUGAUCUGCUCCAUCAAGGAAAAAGUGGAAAAGUCAAUCUGGGAUUUUGAAGGAAAAGUGAAGUGGCUUGACAAUUUUCAAAAAUGCAGACAUCUACAGGAGAUUAUAGUGUGGCCUCCACUUUGGGAUAGAGAUAAAAGGUUUUUCAUUCCAGAGUGCCUGAAACACGUUUUUAAAGAACACAUGGCAGAAAACAUCCUGUCACCAACCAACAGACACCUUCUCUAUGAAGGAAAAUAAACUCUUGCAGAAAGCACAAGAUUCCUAGAUGUUUAUCUGUUUCUCUUUGAUGAUUUCCUCUUAGUUACGAAAACUAAGCGCAACAAAAAGAAACUUGGAGGCUCAGACACUGGUUUAAUGUGCCCUUCAGUUAUUCCUGCGCUACAAACAGUAAUCAAAGGAGGUGGUUCAUGUAUGGUACCCGAUCAGCCCACUCCACUAGACAGAUUGGUUGUCAGAGGGCUCGAUCCACUCCACAUGUCAGUCUUUGAGCUGAGAAAUUCUUUCCUCAUACAACAUGAAAACAGCUAUCGACAGUGUAUAGCAGCGUUCUUAUUACAAGCCCAAACAGAAAACAUCAAGAAAACAUGGAUUGCACAAUUAACAGCAGCAAUCUCUUGCUUCACCAAGAGUCAGGAAACCAAGAAGAUGUCCUUAUUCACUUUGCCUGCAGAAUCCUCCGAAAUUUAG